GUAUAAGUAGCCCUGAUUUUUCUAUUUGUUUGGUUAGUUUUUGUUGUGUUCUGCUUUGCUUUAAUUUGCUGGGUUAUGCUGGAGUAAAACCCAGGGUCUUGGGUAUGUUAGGCAAAUCCUGAACUUCUGGGUAAUAGCCUUAGGAUUUUGAUUUUGAGACUAUCUUGCUGUGUAUAGCCCAGCCUGGCCUCUGCCUCUCAGGUGCUGUCUUUAUAGGAGUGUACACAACUCCUGGCUACUAUGUUUAGAGAAAAGGUUUCUUUUGGUGUUGAGGCUUUUAGAUACUGUAGCCCAGGUAGCCGUAUUCUUCAACGAUUCUUCUGCCUUUGCCUCAGGAGUGCCCCAAGCAUCGAUAUGUAUGUCUAUACCUCGAUACUGCUGGAAAUGUGCUGAUGUGUUCAUUCUCUUCUGACACUUUGAGACUUUGCAUGUGAAUAUAAAUUUGGUCUUCAGAGUUCUAUAUUUUAGCUCUCAGUGCUGAAUUACCUUCUCCCUUAAAUUAUUAUAAACUUUUGCUGCUGUCAUAUAAACGUGAAGAUGUCUCGCAGUCCUGAUGCAAAGGAAGACCCUGUGGAAUGCCCUCUUUGCAUGGAGCCCUUGGAAAUAGAUGAUAUUAACUUUUUCCCUUGCACCUGUGGCUACCAGAUAUGCCGAUUUUGUUGGCAUCGAAUUCGCACUGAUGAGAAUGGGCUUUGUCCUGCAUGUAGAAAACCAUAUCCAGAAGAUCCAGCAGUUUACAAACCACUUUCCCAGGAAGAAUUACAAAGGAUAAAGAAUGAGAAAAAACAGAAACAAAAUGAAAGAAAACAGAAAAUCUCAGAAAAUAGAAAACAUUUGGCUAGUGUACGUGUUGUACAAAAAAACCUUGUGUUUGUUGUAGGUCUGUCACAGCGCCUAGCAGACCCAGAAGUUUUAAAACGACCAGAGUAUUUUGGGAAGUUUGGUAAAAUACAUAAAGUUGUCAUCAAUAAUAGCACAUCCUAUGCAGGCUCACAGGGUCCGAGUGCCAGUGCUUAUGUAACGUAUAUCCGGUCAGAAGAUGCUCUCAGAGCAAUACAGUGUGUCAACAAUGUGGUAGUAGAUGGCAGGACACUAAAGGCAUCUUUAGGUACAACAAAGUACUGCAGUUAUUUCUUAAAGAACAUGCAGUGCCCAAAGCCUGACUGCAUGUAUCUUCAUGAAUUGGGAGAUGAGGCAGCCAGCUUCACAAAAGAGGAAAUGCAGGCGGGUAAGCACCAAGAAUAUGAACAGAAGCUCCUCCAAGAAUUAUAUAAAUUAAAUCCCAAUUUUCUUCAGCUAUCUACGGGUUCAGUUGAUAAGAAUAAGAACAAAGUGACACCAUUACAAAGGUAUGAUACCCCCAUUGACAAACCUUCAGAUUCUCUCAGUAUAGGGAAUGGUGAUAAUUCCCAACAGAUAUCUAACAGUGAUACGCCUUCACCACCACCUGGUUUAUCAAAAUCCAACCCUGUCAUCCCCAUCAGUUCAUCCAAUCACAGUGCGAGGUCUCCUUUUGAAGGGGCAGUAACAGAGUCACAGUCAUUAUUCUCAGACAAUUUUCGCCACCCCAACCCUAUACCAAGUGGGCUUCCUCCUUUUCCCAGCUCUCCACAGACACCCAGUGAUUGGCCUACAGCUCCAGAACCACAGAGCCUCUUCACAUCAGAAACAAUCCCAGUUUCAUCAUCUACAGACUGGCAAGCAGCAUUCGGCUUUGGUUCUUCUAAACAACCAGAGGAUGACUUGGGGUUUGACCCCUUUGAUGUCACUCGAAAAGCCUUAGCAGACCUGAUUGAGAAGGAACUAUCCGUCCAAGAUCAACCUUCCCUUUCCCCCACAUCUCUUCAGAACGCCUCCUCACACACUACGACCGCCAAAGGGCCAGGCUCUGGAUUCCUGCACUCUGCUGCACCUACAAAUGCCAACUCUCUCAAUAGUACCUUUUCAGUCUUGCCACAGAGGUUCCCUCAAUUUCAGCAGCACCGAGCAGUUUAUAAUUCGUUCGGUUUUCCAGGCCAGGCAGCCCGCUAUCCUUGGAUGGCCUUUCCACGCAAUAGCAUCAUGCACUUGAACCACACAGCAAACCCCACCUCAAAUAGUAAUUUCUUGGACUUGAAUCUCCCGCCACAGCACAACACAGGUCUGGGAGGGAUCCCCAUAGCAGGGGAAGAAGAGGUGAAGGUUUCGACCAUGCCACUGUCCGCCUCUUCCCAUUCAUUACAACAAGGACAGCAGCCUACAAGUCUCCACACUACUGUGGCCUGACACCAGAACUGAGAGGAAAGGAGAGGAUUAGACUCGGGGUGCUUGCAUGGGCAACUGGAUUUUUGCAUGGUUCCUUUCUGACUUUGCAUUUAAUGUAUACACCCAAAAGAGCCAAUAUAAACGUUCCUCAUGCCGACAACUAGCGUGGACCUCGUAGUUGCUAAAGUAUUUCUUCAUUAGGCCUUUAACAUAAUUUAUUAGCAUAAUAAUUUUGCCAUUGUUUCUCAUGAGUGAUACUAUUUUUAACUCUUACAAAUAAACUUAGAGUACUAAUUAAGAUCCCAGAGGAGAUUAGCUAGACCUGUUCCUAUUUUGACUAUUAUUGGAAAUAUACAAAAGUAAUGGUAGUUCUUUGUUUUUUCGGUUUGUGAAAAAAAUGGUAAUAUUUUAAUCUACUCCUGAAAUUUUGAAACAUUAAGAUAAUGUCUAUUGCAUUCUUUGAAUUCUUGAAAAGAAAGAAUACAUAUAAAACAAAACUGGUGGUGUCAUUCAAUGCUCAGAAAGAUGUUGUCAGCUGUUGUUUUCAGUUGCCUAGAUUUAUAUCAUAUAUUAUGCAUUACAUGUAUACAAACUGUUUUGUUCUUUCUCAUUUGCACAUUUGCACUUUUCUUUUUGAAUGGUUGUUAAUUAUACAUAGAUGGUUAAAAGGUAAUAUUAUGGCCUAACUGCAAUAUCAUCUGAUUUCUAAUGCACUGCCUAGUAUACCAGGAAAUGCCUCAAAACAGAAUUUCAACUUGUAGUUGAGUUAUUAGAAACUUGAACAUGGGGUAAACAGCGUAUGUAAGUAGUAGCCAUAGUAGUGUAACAUUUUUAUUGAACAAACAGUAGUUCAGUAGAAUCUAUUUGGAAAUUUCAUUGUUAAAUAAUUGACAUGUGAUAAAAGUAACUGGCCAGAAUAAGACUUACAGUAGAAGAAGGAAGCUGGGUGUCUUGUAAAAAUGAGACCAUAUAGGUUGUAAUAGAUAGCCUUAGAUGAUCAGAGAUCAGUGAGUGGGGUACUUCAUAAGGCAGAAUGUAAAGUGAUGCUUUGAUAAUGCAAAACUUCUUGAAAUAGUUUUAAAAUGAUAAUAAAAAAAUAAACUGAACUUAGUUCUGAGCAGUGGACAAAAUCUGAUUUAAAAAAAAUUACCAUAAUUUGCCUAAAAGCAUUUGGGGAGAUGGAGAAAGCCAGACUUUUUGAGAUUUUAAAAAAAGUUUAAAAAGUAUGCCUUAAUUUGUUUAAAAAAAAAAAAAAGAACCAUGAAAAAUGUACUGUGAAUACCAAAAAGAAAUCUUAACAAUACUACUAAUAAAACAUCUGAUUUGAAGAUGAUGCUAAUGUUAUAUAGCAUUGGCAUUUUUGGGUUGUUUUUUAAUAUAAAAUAUGGGAACUUCCUGUUACAUAUAACAAAACAAAUGGCUUCACCCUGAGGUAGAGUGGAGUAAAGUGGAAAUUUAUUUUUACAUAUAUGUAUUUUUUAAUUUGGUUGAGGUCACAGAAUUGACCAAUUCUCUACUCAUCUAAGUUAUGUUUUUAGAGUUCAGCAUAAAUACCAAUUUCUAGCCUGCAUUUAAAAGUGAAUUUACAGCAACAUUAUAAGAAAACUGCUGUCUUUGAAAGUACUAGAUCUGUAUACUUAUUAAACUUCAGCCUUUUAAUCAGACCUUAAUUCAAUUAUGGGUUUCAUUUGACUAUAACAGGUCAAUGUUUGCUGUGUGAAGUUCUGUGGUUAAGGCUUCUGGGCUCUGUGUGUUCUGGGUUAAGGCUGGAAAUGCUGCUCUUGUAAUGAUGCUCACUAGCUCUUAGCUCUCUCCAGCGUUGAUUGGCUUCCUUCUCUUGCAAGCACUCGGAUGAUUGGCUCCCAUCUACUAACUGCUUGUGCUGGGAGGGAGCUACUGAGCAAAGCUGCUUUCCUUCCCUCGCUCUGCUCCUUUUCAUUUCUAAUUUGUACAGAAAAUUUGUCCAAAGAUUUUUCAGACUUGCUCGUAGUCCCCAAUAAGAGUUGCAAAGCUGUGUGUCUCCUUUCUGUCUAUUCUCCCUCUACUUCUGAUGUACCAUGAAUUUGGGAAAUGCUUUUAGGCAAUUAGAACUCAGCAUUAAAACUUCUGUAUAUGGAGUGCUUAAAAACUUACUUUUAAGUCAUUUUUUUGUUGUUUUUUUUUUUUUUUAUUUCUAGACCCAGAGGCCUCACUUUUUUAUUUAAUGUGGUAUUUUAGAAGUCUUUAAAAUAAUAAUUUACUCAAAUGCAUGGAAGAAAUUAUAUAGUACAUAAAAGAACCAUUUUAUGUGAUGGACAAAUAUAAUUAAAAUCAUGGAAAGAAUGAGAAAUUCUAA
Mus musculus (house mouse) is the source of this 4579-nucleotide messenger RNA. It is a transcript of the gene Cnot4, whose product is annotated as CCR4-NOT transcription complex, subunit 4. Gene Ontology annotation, biological process: protein ubiquitination. Gene Ontology annotation, cellular component: nucleus; cytosol; CCR4-NOT complex. NCBI's taxonomy places the organism in Eukaryota, Metazoa, Chordata, Mammalia, Rodentia, Muridae. The coding region runs from base 538 to 2265 and encodes 575 amino acids. Gene Ontology annotation, molecular function: RNA binding; ubiquitin-protein transferase activity; ubiquitin protein ligase activity. The record is from RefSeq and is marked validated. The transcript is spliced from 11 exons.